AUGUCCAACCGUAGGCAGAAGUGUUCCAUCUUUUGGGAGUGGUUCAUCAAGCGUGAGCCGAGCCUGAGAUGGGCCGAUAGCCAUGGAGAAUCCACCGGUUGGAUUCACGCUGGAACCAUUCUGGCAUCUCAUCGAACGAGAGAAGAGCUGGGCGUCUGGCCUUGCCGGCUUUGGGAGCGGUUUUGGUGGUGGCCGGGAAUUCCAUUCUCCGUCCUGCGCGUGCCUCUGGCAGCUGCGGGAGCGGAACUCGAAGACGGGUAA
Chaetomium globosum CBS 148.51 is the source of this 261-nucleotide messenger RNA. RefSeq lists its product as uncharacterized. The record is from RefSeq and is a predicted model, not a curated record. NCBI's taxonomy places the organism in Eukaryota, Fungi, Ascomycota, Sordariomycetes, Sordariales, Chaetomiaceae. The transcript is spliced from 2 exons. The coding region runs from base 1 to 261 and encodes 86 amino acids.